CAGACAGUUUCUAAGAUCCAUCCAGAGCAGUCCGGCUGCAGUAUUAGAAGAUGUGAGACACGGCGCUGUACAAGCUUUGAUCAUAUUGAUCGACACUGUUGCUCAAGGGAGGAGGGUUCAUAUCACCUCUAAACAAACAGAACACCAGCUGAGUCAGCUGUUUGCUUCUGCCCCUGGUUGGACUUGUGACUCUCAGGUUUAUCGUUGUCUGCAGCCGUUGUUCUGACAGGGCCCGUUGCAGACUCCUCGUACGUUGCUGCCGUGUACGAGCACAAUGUGAUCCUGAACCCGAACCCUCAUGUCCCCCUGUCGCGCCCCGAGGCCCUCCAACACAUGCAGAAAAACCUGGACAUCUAUGAGGAGCAGGCUGCCCGGGCCGCUCAGCAGGGUGUCCAGAUCCUGGUGUUUCCAGAAGAUGGUAUUUAUGGUUUCAACUUCACCCGAUCGUCCAUCUCCAGCUACCUAGAAACCGUUCCUGACCCCCAGCAGGAGAGCUGGAACCCCUGCACAGAGCCGGACACACACAACAACACUGAGGUUCUCCAGAGGUUGAGCUGUAUGGCCCGUCGUCACAACCUCUACCUGGUGGCCAACAUGGCUGACCUGCAGCCCUGCCCUCUGAGGACCAACCCGUCCUCCUCCUGCCCCCCUGACGGACGCUGGCAGUUCAACACCAACGUGGUGUUCAGGUCGGAUGGCCUGCUGGUGGCCCGCUACCAUAAACAAAACCUCUACUGGCCUGAAGUGGCCUUUGACUCGCCGUCACAACCUGAGAUCAUCACGUUCGAUACACCUUUUGCUGGAAGGUUUGGCACAAUGAUCUGCUUCGACAUCCUGUUCCAUGAGCCCACGAUUACCCUGGUGGAGCAGGGCGUGCGUCAGUUCAUCUACCCCACAGCUUGGGUCAAUAUGCUCCCUCUAAUGGAUUCAGUGCAGUUCCAGCGGGCGUUCAGCUUGGGUGCCAAUGUCAGCCUGCUAGCAGCCAACCUACGUCAUGAUCAGAGGAAAAUGACAGGAAGUGGUAUCUACUCCCCUUUGUCUGCCACCUACCACCACGCACAGAGAGGAGACCCGGAGGAGGGCCGACUGCUGGUGGCCAGGGUGCCAGUCUUAGACCCACUGUGGUUGAAUCAGAGCGUGGCCUCGGAGGAGGGCGUAGUCAGGGAGGACUCCACCUCUUCUACAGCUACAGACUCUGAAGCCUGUCAGCAAGAGAGCUGUUCUACUACUCCUCCUUCAGAUAGUGCGUCUUCAGUCCCUCCCUCCUCCACCACCUUCAUCUCAUCCAUGAUGUAUGAUCCGUAUACGUUUGUCCUCUUAAACGAGACGGAGGGGGAAGUGAAGGUGUGCAAUGGGACAUUUUGCUGCUCCCUGCAGUACCAUCGUUCACCUCAGAGCAGCAGUGAAGAGCUCUACGCAUUGGGAGUCUUUGCAGGAACACACACAGUGUUUGGACGCUUCGCCCUGCAGGUGUGUGCACUGGUCCGCUGUGCAGGGUCGGACAACGCUUCCUGUGGACAGGAAGUUGAAGAGGCUGAGACUAAGAUGGACUUCCUGUUGGAGGCGACGUUUGGGACCAAAUAUGUGUAUCCAUCAGUUCUGGCUAGUAAGCUGGUCCUGGAGCAGCCAGAACACCUGGAAACAUCUGCAACUGGCAGAGUGAGCAUGAAACACUCCAACAUGACUGGUGGGCUGGUUACUGCCGCCCUGUCUGGACGGAUGUAUCACCUGGACAGUCAGUGAAGUAGUUUGGAAAACGUGUGUGUCAGUUACACACUUGACUUCUGUAAUGUGCACAGUGAAAUAAAGAACUUUUGUGACGGUUGUGCAAGAA
Acanthopagrus latus (yellowfin seabream) is the source of this 1834-nucleotide messenger RNA. Its product is annotated as biotinidase-like. Lineage: Eukaryota; Metazoa; Chordata; Actinopteri; Spariformes; Sparidae. The transcript is spliced from 7 exons. Gene Ontology annotation, molecular function: hydrolase activity, acting on carbon-nitrogen (but not peptide) bonds, in linear amides. The record is from RefSeq and is a predicted model, not a curated record. Bases 334 to 1743 code for a protein of 469 amino acids.